AUGGAGGACAGAGAGGAGCGCGCAGCAGACGGAGGAUACCACCGUGUGGCCAAGCGGCUCCGCACCGAGGAGGAGAGCGCAGUGAGGGAGCUGGAGGACGGGGAGGAGGAGGAGGACUCAGCCGGUGAGGAGGCGGCGGGGAGCGGCGUCACCGAGAGCCGGAGCCGGACCCGCGGAGGGAAGGAUGCUGUGGAGGACAGUCACCGCAUCCCCCCGUCCCCGGUCAUCCACGUCCGCGGGCUGUGCGACGCCGUGGUGGAGGCCGACCUGGUGGAGGCCCUCGACAAGUUCGGCAACAUCUGCUACGUGAUGAUGAUGCCGUUUAAGCGUCAGGCUCUGGUGGAGUUUGACAGCGUGGAGAGCGCUGAACGCUGCGUGUCGUGUGGAACCCGUGAAGCCGUCUACAUUGCCGAGCAGCAGGCCUUCUUCAACUUCUCCACCAGUCAGCGGAUCACCCGGCCCACCAACGCAGACGAUCCCAGAAGCGGAAACAAGGUCCUGCUGCUGUCCAUCCAGAACCCGCUGUACCCCAUCACCACCGAUGUGUUGUACACCGUCUGUAACCCUGUCGGCAACGUCCUGCGCAUCGUCAUCUUCAAACGCAACGGCAUCCAGGCCAUGGUGGAAUUUGAGUCAGUGGAGGACGCUCAGAAGGCAAAACUGGCUCUGAACGGAGCCGACAUCUACGCCGGCUGCUGCACGCUCAAGAUCGAAUACGCUCGGCCCAACAGACUGAACGUCGUCCGCAACGACAACACCAGCCGGGAUUACACCAAACCCUUCCUCUUGCACCGAGAGCGGGGGAAGGGGAGGCAGCGUCAGGCCAUCCUGGGAGAGCAUCCAUCCAACGGCUAUGGCCCACACUGCCCCCUGCUGCCUCUACCUGCUAACAGCAGGUACAGGAGGAGCAGUGAGGAGGUGCAGGACUUGAUUUCUUACCCGCUGCUUCUCCACAAGACCUCCUGCUCCACAUCCUCUGCCUCCUUCCGGGGUCAUGCUGUCUCCAGCUCCGUUGCCAUGGUGAGCGGCCUCCAUCCCGCCAAGAUGAACUGCAGCCGCGUCUUCAAUCUCUUCUGUCUCUAUGGCAAUGUGGAGAAGGUGAAGUUCAUGAAGAGCGUUCCUGGCACAGCUUUGGUGGAGAUGGGUGACGAAUACGCUGUGGACCGAGCUGUGACUCACCUCAACAGCAUAAAGGUGUUUGGCAAGAAACUCAACGUCUGUCUGCUCUGUACUGACCACAACGUUCCCGCCUUCACCAAGUUCAAGGUGUUUGAUGCCAAACCCAACUCAAAGACUCUGUCUGGUCUGCUGGAGUUCGACAGUAAAGCUGAAGCUGUGGAGGCUUUGGCAGUCCUCAACCACCACCAGAUCAGAAUACCCAACAGCUCCAACCCCUUCACCCUGAAGCUCUGCUUCUCCACCUCCUCCCACCUGUGACCUAGAAACAAGAUGGCCGCCCCGGGCUCCCAGCGACACACCACAGCGAGUCUGUUCAUCACAAAAACAGGAAAAGAAGCACUAUAUAUUGAAGUUUUCCUGACGAGGGGUCUGAAUUUGAUUGGGUGUUUUUGUUGUUGUUGUUGUUGUUUUUUUAUGUUUCACGAUGAGACGAUGAGCUUGAAGAAGAAAAGCUCGUUAGUAUCUUAAAGACUACAUGAGUGAUGACUGAGCCAGAUAUAGGAUACAACGCAUAGCUUCCAGCAGAAUGUCCCUCUGGAUUAGUACCUGCUGGUUCCUGCUCAGUGGGGGAACUACUGAAGAAAACAUGUGUAAGAACUCCUUCUGUUACAGACGAACAUUUAAAAAAGUUUGACGUUUGAAAAAGAGGUAAGAACCCUGUUUUUAUUCUGUGAUUAAAGAGGAAACGUGAGAACAGUUGACACCUGAUAUUAGAGCCCACACACCUGAUGAUCACUGUCUAAUUAAAUGAUUUCAGUAAUGAUGACUGUGUUCCUCGUCAAACAUUUAGACUGUAAAACUUAAACACAACACGAGUGAACCUUCAUCAUUUCAUGUCCUCUAAGGCCCUGGACGCUGUCUCUAAUAAACAUGGCAUGCUGUGUGAACUCUGGUUUGUUCUUGGACUAAAUGACAUCAGCAGAUGUUUGAACUGAUUCAGUUCUGUGGAAACAUCGUCUUGUUUAUUGGAUUUAAAUGUGGACAUUUAUUGAACCCUUUCAGUAGUUCUGUCGUCUUAAACAUCAACUAAUCACCAUUAGUUUAGUGUGCUGGUUGUACUUGUGUAGAGACGUAAUUCGGUGAGCGGCGUGAACUCUCAGCACUUCAUUCAGUCAAGUUAGAAAAACUCAAGACGUCUGAAUUAACUUGAAAUGAAUUAAACAUGUCGUGUAUUUACUCUGGAUCAGCUGCUGGGUUGGAAAUUCACUUUAUCUUUAAAACAUUGCCAAAGUUACACCAUUUAUCAGAGCAAGGAACGGUAACAACAAACAAAUCGGACUUCUUGGUCGUCGGUGAAGUCAUCAUGUGUGACUGAAGGUUCCAUUUAGCAGCUGAACCAGUGGGCUGUGGUCCUGUAGCACCAUCAUCACUCCUUCUAGCCGUGGUCGGGCUGUUUCUAUACAAGUGCAGGACUUCAUAUUGCAGUAAAAAAUGAGCCAACAGCAGGAAAAACGAGAACAAAAACCUCCCAGUGGCUGUAUGUCAGAGGGUUUACCAGUCAGAGACCAGUCCGUUAACUGGACUGUAAUUCCACUUCAGUUCUGUAAAACUCUUGUUUGAUGUUUCACAGCUGUGUGGACUUCUCUUUACUCCAAAUGAUGAAGUGAAACAGAGCGCUUAAUAACAAACCUCUGUAGUGUGGCUCUGCCUGCCAUCUUUUAUGUUCCAUUUUCUCCUUAGUGUUUGUGAAUAGCUGAAAUUCACCAUGUAUAUGUAUAUAUAUAUAUAUAUACAUAUACAUGUGUGUGUAAGGUCUGAGGGUUUUAUUAUGAUGUGUGGCUUUCUCCUCUGUUCACCCUUUAAUUACAAAUUAAGAAAAUGCUGAACACCGUUUGUUUGAGUUGAAGUUUCUUUAAAAUGCUGUUGGUCCGUGUUUUUUUCUGACAGUCUUCGUCCAAUGCAGCUGUUUAAGUGGCACCAGACGAGCAGUAAAAAGUGGAACAACCAGCGAUAAAACAGCUGUAUGUAAAUAAAGACUGAGGCAGAAUGAAGCCGUGUGUUAGACAGCGAUGUGUGUGUGUUUACUGAACAAAACUCAGGGAGGAAUAACUAGAAACUGACCAGAAAUCAGACAGGAAGAGAGAUUAUAUUAUGGUUCAGAACAUUUUGGAUGUGUUUUUUUUUUGUUUUUGUUUCUUUUACUUUGUUUUUUAAAACUUUGCUUCUCAGAAUCCUGUGACUGAUUAUUCUAACUUAAUUUUUUAUGUAAUUAAAGGUCACCAAUAAAGGCAAAGACAGACA
Messenger RNA from Stegastes partitus (bicolor damselfish), 3420 nucleotides. RefSeq names its product heterogeneous nuclear ribonucleoprotein L-like. NCBI's taxonomy places the organism in Eukaryota, Metazoa, Chordata, Actinopteri, Pomacentridae. Gene Ontology annotation, molecular function: RNA binding. Gene Ontology annotation, biological process: mRNA processing. The transcript is spliced from 13 exons. The record is from RefSeq and is a predicted model, not a curated record. Bases 1 to 1437 code for a protein of 478 amino acids. Gene Ontology annotation, cellular component: nucleus.